AUGGGAUGUAGUAAAUGGAGAGCUGGCUUCAACUCCGGACAGCUGAAGUCCCGACUGUCCUUCUUCUUCACCAUGAUCCUCCUCUUCACCUACCUCUUCUACUGCCUCACCGGAUACUGCGACUCCCUGCCCCGACCCGCGCGCCGCCGGAACGGCGCUCCGGCCGCCGCACACGACCCCGAGCCGCCGGCCGCGUCCGGCGACCUAGACUCGGUCCCGCGGAGGGUCGAGGCCGAACCGGCUCCGGUACCGGGAGCUAGCAACGACGACGGCCGCGACGGUGGGGAUAACGACGGGCUGUCCGUGGCCGACGCGGCGGGGAGGAAGACGUUCCCGCAGGCCAUCAUCAUCGGGGUGAAGAAGGGGGGGACGCGCGCGCUGCUGGAGUUCCUGCGCGUGCACCCGGACGUCCGGGCCGUGGGCGCCGAGCCGCACUUCUUCGACCGCCUGUACGACCGAGGAGCGGCGUGGUACCGGAGCCUGAUGCCUCGUACGUUGGAGGGUCAGAUCACCAUGGAGAAGACGCCCAGCUACUUCGUCACUAAGGAGGCUCCUCAUCGGGUCUUCUCCAUGAGCCGCCACACCAAGCUCAUCGUGGUGGUCCGCGACCCUGUGACCCGCGCCGUGUCCGACUACACGCAGACGCUCACCAAGUCGCCCGGACUGCCGUCCUUCCAGAGCCUGGCCUUCCGCAACGCCUCCACAGGCCUCAUCGACACCUCCUGGAGCGCCGUGCGGAUCGGCAUCUAUGCCAAACACCUGGAGAACUGGCUGCGCUACUUCCCGCUCUCCAGCUUCCUCUUCGUCAGCGGCGAGCGGCUGGUGACGGACCCGGCGGGUGAGAUGGGCCGCGUGCAGGACUUCUUGGGCCUCAAAUGCGUUGUGACAGACAAGCACUUCUACUUCAACCAGACCAAAGGCUUCCCCUGCUUGAAGAAGCCGGAGGGGAGCAGCCGGCCUCGCUGCCUGGGCAAAUCCAAAGGCCGGCCUCAUCCGCAGAUCUCCUCCGAGGUUCUCCUCCGCCUCCGAGACUUCUACCGACCCUUCAACCUCAAGUUCUACCAGAUGACGGGCCUGGACUUUGGCUGGGACUGA
This is a messenger RNA of Lampris incognitus (smalleye Pacific opah), 1095 nucleotides long. RefSeq names its product heparan sulfate glucosamine 3-O-sulfotransferase 6-like. The record is from RefSeq and is a predicted model, not a curated record. The transcript is spliced from 2 exons. Gene Ontology annotation, molecular function: [heparan sulfate]-glucosamine 3-sulfotransferase activity. Lineage: Eukaryota; Metazoa; Chordata; Actinopteri; Lampriformes; Lampridae. The coding region runs from base 1 to 1095 and encodes 364 amino acids.